Messenger RNA from Scaptodrosophila lebanonensis, 1646 nucleotides. RefSeq lists its product as uncharacterized. Lineage: Eukaryota; Metazoa; Arthropoda; Insecta; Diptera; Drosophilidae. The record is from RefSeq and is a predicted model, not a curated record. Bases 49 to 1578 code for a protein of 509 amino acids. The transcript is spliced from 2 exons.
UGAAACUCAUUUGCAGCAGAGCUCCGAGUUCCGAACAAAACCAGCAAGAUGUCUUCAUACGGUACCAUGAUGAAGCACCCCUCGGUGGCGCCGCGUCAGCGCCAAACCCGGGCUAAUCGUCUGACUCGCCAUUCCUGCUUCACCCUGAAACGCGAGAAAGGGUUCACAGUGCGCAAAUCUUUGGUGGACUAUGUGGAUGAGGAACUCCAGGAUAUGGAAACAUCGGUGUUCUAUCAGCGCAUCUAUGUGUUGGCCAAGAAUGCGCCCCUGGGUGAAACACGUUUUAGUCUUAUAUCGGGAGGAACAGUUGCGACUACUGCCACUGUGGGUACGGUUGGUACAGGGGACACGGCGGGCACUGCGGGCACUGCGGGCACAGGUAGUACGAUAGACGAUAAUGGAGAGGAAGUCGUGGGAGCAGAUACGGAAAAGCCGGAAACCGAAGAACAUGAAGCUGAGGUCGAGGAAGCAGCCGAAGCGAAUCAAAACGUUGAAGGGGAAGGCGAAACACGAUUAUCAUCACCAGAUACAGCAGACGGUGGCGAAACAGAGCAGCAGAAUGCAGAAGUUGAGGUACAACGGCCAAAUAAGGAUGACGAAGAGGUUCUAACACAAACAUUUCGCUUCGAUGUGGGUGAUUCCGACGAACCAGAGGCACCAUCAGAAGAGCCACCACAACAACCUUCGGUAGAUAUGAUCGAAGAGCCCAAAGACUUUUUCAUAGUUUUUAAGGAACACCUAGAAGCAUUGCACGACAAUUGUCUGCGUAAAAUGUUCACACCAGAUCCCAUGUGCGGUUUGUUUCUGUACAUGGGAGAGUACAGCAUGCUAAUGCUGGAGGGCAGCGAGGAUAUGAUGGGACUUUUCUGUCGAGACCUAUUACUGACCAUCGAUGAGUUCUGGCGCGAUAAUCGCGUUUUUCUUGUAGAGGAUUACAUUAAGGAGCUAUACACGAAAGAGAUAAUUGCACGUCGAAUUCCUGGUGCCUAUAUAAAUGAGAAGUUUCCCACUUCUACGCCCAAUGACGAAUAUCUGAUGGGUAAGCAGCACAAGAUCAUUAAGGAUAAGCUAUUUACUAUAUGCCGCAUGGUGGCGGAGAGCAUGGAGCCAGCACCGGUCGAGUCCUCCGAGUCUGACAAAACGGAGAGCACAACUGAAUCGACCGAUGAUUCACAAUUAUCUGAUAGCAGUACCCCUAAGGCUGUUGACUCGGGUAUUAUGGAUAAUUUGCCCGUGGAAAUAUAUCGCAAAUUGUUGCCUGAAAUUCAGCGUAUAGAACUGGUGCUAGCCUCGACCCGAUUUUAUAAUACACUUCGACAAUUUUCCGAUUUAUAUGGGCAGGUGCCCUUCACCACCGAUGACGAUGGCAAUUACUGGCCCAUACAGAACAAUUAUACACCGCCAUAUAUCUUCAGACGCACUCCAUUCGAUAUUAAUUUGACGUUUAACGAGUAUGCGGCUUUUAUGAAGCGUGCACGUGAAUCGCAGCAGGAGUCCCAGCGCAGCUCCUUCCUAUUGGAGGAGGAGGGGGAGGGCGAAGAGGUACCACCCAAUAAGCCAAAGGAAGAAGGGGAAUAAAACUAAUUAGAUUGAGUUUCAGUAUUUAAUAUGUAAUUGAUUAUAUAAAUUCAUUUUUGGUUCGAUCA